Molecule: messenger RNA, 720 nt
Organism: Nicotiana tabacum (common tobacco)
Lineage: Eukaryota; Viridiplantae; Streptophyta; Magnoliopsida; Solanales; Solanaceae
Molecular function (GO): RNA-DNA hybrid ribonuclease activity; nucleic acid binding
Source: RefSeq, a predicted model, not a curated record
AUGGGUAUCAACUACCAUAACACUACUGGCAAUGUUAACUGGCUCAGGGACUUUCGUGAUGCCUUCAUCAAUCAAAAUUCUAAUAACAUUGGUUGGGAAAAUCUCUUCCCAUGCUGCAUAUGGGAACUAUGGAAAAACAGAAAUAACAACAACAUAACUAACCUUAGUUGCUCUUUGGACGUGAAAAAACCCAUGCACUUUGCAUGGGAAUAUAUCUUCUUUACAGGAAAAAACCCUUUCACUACCAAAAAUAUUUCUAUUGAGAUCAAGUGGUAUAAACCGCCAAAAAAUAUUAUUAAACUAAACUGUGAUGGUGCUUUCUCUUUUACUAACAAUGCAGCAGGAAUUGGUGGAUUAUUCCGUAAUAGCAGUGGUGAUUGGAUUAUGGGAUACCAUAAAGCAAUACAUGGCUCCUCUCCAAUUCAAGCAGAAUUAUUGGCCCUACUCGAAGGACUAAGAAUUGCAAUGGAGUUUAAUGAUACAAAUAUGGAAAUUGAAACUGAUAGCACUGACGUUAUAAAACUAAUGCAUGAAGAUUGUACUAAUUUCCGUAACAUUAUAUUUGAAUGCAGAUGGUUAAUACACCAACUGAGGCUCCGAAUACUGAAGCACAAUUUUAGAGAAGGAAAUGAUAUGGCUCAUCGACUGGCUAAAGAAGCAAUGAGACAUCCUCCCAGUAACAAAUGUGUUUAUCAUGCUUGUCCGCCUUUUUUUUGCUGA